Messenger RNA from Lynx canadensis (Canada lynx), 1240 nucleotides. RefSeq names its product secreted frizzled related protein 4 (gene SFRP4). Gene Ontology annotation, cellular component: cytoplasm. Gene Ontology annotation, biological process: non-canonical Wnt signaling pathway; canonical Wnt signaling pathway. The record is from RefSeq and is a predicted model, not a curated record. Lineage: Eukaryota; Metazoa; Chordata; Mammalia; Carnivora; Felidae. Gene Ontology annotation, molecular function: Wnt-protein binding.
AUGCUGCUCUCCGUCCUGGCGGCGUUGUGUCGGCUGCGCCUGGCGCUGGGCGUGCGCGGCGCGCCCUGCGAGCCGGUGCGCAUCCCCAUGUGCCGGCACAUGCCCUGGAACAUCACGCGGAUGCCCAACCACCUGCACCACAGCACGCAGGAGAACGCCAUCCUGGCCAUCGAGCAGUACGAGGAGCUGGUGGACGUGAACUGCAGCGCGGUGCUGCGCUUUUUCCUCUGCGCCAUGUACGCGCCCAUCUGCACGCUGGAGUUCCUGCACGACCCCAUCAAGCCGUGCAAGUCGGUGUGCCAGCGCGCGCGCGACGACUGCGAGCCCCUCAUGAAGAUGUACAACCACAGCUGGCCCGAGAGCCUGGCCUGCGAAGAGCUGCCGGUCUACGACCGCGGCGUGUGCAUCUCGCCGGAGGCCAUCGUCACCGACCUCCCCGAGGACGUUAAGUGGAUAGACAUCACGCCAGACAUGAUGGUACAGGAGAGGCCUCUUGAUGUUGACUGUAAACGCCUAAGCCCUGACCGCUGCAAGUGCAAAAAGGUGAAGCCGACUCUGGCGACGUAUCUGAGCAAAAACUACAGCUACGGUAAUCAUUCACGCCAAAUAAAAGCUGUGCAGAGAAGCGGCUACGAAGUAACGACCGUGGUGGACGUGAAAGAGAUCUUCAAGUCCUCGUCACUCCCUCGGACGCAGGUCCCGCUCAUUACCAAUUCUUCCUGCCAGUGCCCCCACAUCCUGCCCCAUCAAGACGUGCUCAUCAUGUGUUACGAGUGGCGCUCCAGAUUAAUGGAUGAGCUUCUUGAAACUGGUUUAGUUGAAAAAUGGAGAGACCAACUUAGUAAAAGAUCCAUACAGUGGGAAGAGAGGCUCCGGGAGCAGCGGAGGACAGUUCAGGACAAGAAGCGAACGGCUGGGCGUACCGGUCGUAGCAACGCCCAGAAACCAAAGGGAAAGCCGCCCUCUCCCAAACCGGCCAGCCCCAAGAAGACCGUCAAAGCUAGGAGUGCCCAGAAGAGAACAAACCCGAAAAAAGUGUGAGCCACCUGCUUUCCAGAAUGGAGACUGCCUCUCAGGAUGAGGCCAGGCACCCCCCAGCCAGCCUGGGGGGGCGAGGUGCCCCUCUUCUCGCCUUAACGACUGCAGUCCUCCCCAUAGACACAUCGUACAGCAGUUUUCUUAGUGAUACGCUUCAAUUUUUUCUUUUUAAGCCACCACAAAACCCUAGUGGUAGGUAUGU